Messenger RNA from Sporisorium graminicola, 909 nucleotides. RefSeq lists its product as uncharacterized. The transcript has 2 exons. NCBI's taxonomy places the organism in Eukaryota, Fungi, Basidiomycota, Ustilaginomycetes, Ustilaginales, Ustilaginaceae. The record is from RefSeq and is a predicted model, not a curated record. The coding region runs from base 1 to 909 and encodes 302 amino acids.
AUGACUGACUUUGACAGCGCUGCUGCUGCUUUUACGCCCAUGUUCAGCACUAGCGCAAAGGACACAACAGCCUUUCAUACCUCGUCUGCACCCCUUGAUUUCCCCUGUCUUCCCGCUUCCCUCCUUGACCAAGCACCAGAGUAUGAAUAUUCGGUGCACACACGCAUGAACGUUUUUAAAACCUGCAACUACAGCUCCUACAUUCCCUCAUUCACCGCUACCGCAAAUAACACAUUCCUGCUCGCCCCUCGCAAUAGCACGCUGCCCAUGGAGUCAACUAGCGACUUUGAUGAUGCUGUUCUGGCCGCCAACGUUUCCGGUUUGACAUCCUUGACCGGUCCCUUGGUGGCUGCUUUGGCUGAUGCAGGUCCUCCAGUGCUUCAUCCAGGAUACGCAGCCAACAUGACACAGCAACAUCGACAGGGCCAGAGGCUCUCCCUCGAAGACGACGACAUGUACGAGGCGCAAUCCGGAUCAUCUCGUGCAGUGCAAGGAUCUCGAGAUGCCUUCGGGGCCAACAACCCUCCAUAUGGCCAUAUUAAGCCCGCUCUCCACGCACAUUGCAGCUUCACCACCAUGGCCGCCACAGCAGGCUUCUCUGCGUCCCAUUUCAACCCCGAGCUACGUCGGCUUUCGACAGGAGCGGGUCCAGGUCCAAACCGAGGUCCCAGCCGCGAUCCCGUUGUGCCAAGGCAGAACGUGGGACGUGCGCGUCUCAUGAGUUGGAAGAGCGGCCGUGCCGACGCGGGCGAACAGAAGCGACCGUGGAGCUCUCCCGACUCCAGAGAUGUCCAAAUUCACUUCUGCUCUGUCGAACCUAACAUAAAUCUCCUGCCUGGUGCAGAAUCUGGGGCUUCGCACGACGGUGAAAAUAAUGCACGUGGCACAAACUUCAACACCGACGCGUAA